This is a messenger RNA of Penicillium salamii, 1542 nucleotides long. Lineage: Eukaryota; Fungi; Ascomycota; Eurotiomycetes; Eurotiales; Aspergillaceae. The record is from the annotation of a GenBank genome assembly.
AUGUAUUGCCAGAAGUGCCGCACUCCUCUUAAGUUGGACGGCUCAAUAGAGUCGCUGAAUCCAGCAGCUUUCGAGUUACUGUCUAACUCUACGGGGAAGACACUAUCCGAUGGAGCCACCUCGUCGCCCUCGCCUGGGCGCGACCACUACGAUCGAGCUUCCAAACAUGCUACACCACCGGUAUAUCGUCGCUCGAUACCAGCCCCGCGAGGCAGUCAACCAAAAAUGGGCCGAGCCGAUAGCGGGAACAUGUCAUUCGUGAUGUUGACCGAAUCCCAAGUUGCGCCACCGGCCAACGAACAUCUCUCAGCCCGAACCAAGCAGAAUCAUACACCGGUCCAAAAGCGAACUCAGGAAGACGGGUCACUCCUGGAUCAGGUGGAGAAAACGACCCGGUUGUUCGAGAUUGUCUCAGCACGAUCUGAUAUCGACCAUCCGAUAUGCGUGGAAUGCACGGAGCUACUAGUGGAAGGAUUGCAGAAACGCCUAACGGGGUCGACAAAGGAGCGAGAUGCCUACAUCUCGUUCCUCCGGAACCUGAAUGGGUCGGUCCCGACCGCAGAAGAGCUGCAGGUGGCAGAGAAAUCGCUUAAUGAAAGUCUCGAGGCCGAGCGGGUCGCUCUGGCGGAGCUGCAGGCAUUAGAAAAGGAAAAGGCCGCUCUAGAUGGGGAAAUCGCAGCCUUGGAGAUUGACUCGCUCCAGCUGGAUGCCGACGAGGAGAGCUUCUGGCGGUCGCGCAACGCCUUUUCCUUAACGCUCAACGAGUUUCAAAAUGAGCGCGACGCGCUCAAUAUGCGAUACGAUCAUGACUCUCAACAACUGGAAAGGCUCCAGCGCACAAAUGUUUAUAAUGACGCGUUUUGCAUUGGACAUGACGGGUACUUUGGCACUAUCAACGGAUUACGGCUAGGCCGACUUGCUAACCCCUCUGUCGACUGGCCCGAGAUCAAUGCGGCGUGGGGACAGACGGCUCUCCUCCUGGCGACAAUGGCUGAAAAACUCGGAUACCAGUUCCAGGGGUACAGGCUCCGGGCUUUAGGGUCCAACUCACGGAUCGACAAGAUUGAGUAUCCAGUGCAGCCAUCCGGCCAGCCCAUCGAAGGAGCGGCGCCCAAAGCAACCCAACUAGACCUGUUCUCAUCGGGCGAUCUGCCGCUCAACAUUCCAUGGCUCCACCGUCGCUUUGACGCAGGCAUGGUGGCGUUUCUUGACUGCCUGCGGCAACUGGGAAAGUUCGUCGAGAACACCCCUGCGCCCGUUGCAUCGCCACGUCGGGGCCAGGGCGCCACAACCCCGGGGCUAAAAUUACCUUACGAGAUCAAGAGAGACCGAAUUGGUGAUGCGAGCAUCAAACUGGGCUUCAAUCAAAAUGAUGAAACGUGGACUCGGGCCUGCAAGUACACACUGACUUGCUGUAAGUUCCUCCUUGCGCACGCUAGCAAUCUAGCUAGUACGGGGUCUAGAAAUUCAGCUGCUGUCGCGGCUGCGGCCGUUGCAGCCGCCGAACAAGCCCGACAGACGACAGGGAAGAAUCGCCCGUGA